Molecule: messenger RNA, 792 nt
Organism: Dioszegia hungarica
Lineage: Eukaryota; Fungi; Basidiomycota; Tremellomycetes; Tremellales; Bulleribasidiaceae
Product: ribosomal protein S5 domain 2-type protein
Exons: 4
Coding region: 1-792 (263 amino acids)
Biological process (GO): poly(A)-dependent snoRNA 3'-end processing; nuclear mRNA surveillance; rRNA catabolic process
Cellular component (GO): cytoplasmic exosome (RNase complex); nucleolus; nuclear exosome (RNase complex)
Source: RefSeq, a predicted model, not a curated record
AUGGCUUCUUCAUCACGGCUGGAGAUCUUGAACGAUGGCGGACUCCGCCAUGAUGCUCGCAGACCAUACGAGCUCCGAUCCAUGUCGUUCCACCUCUCCCCACAUCCCACUGCCGACGGAUCCGCUACGGUCACUCAAGGUCUCACAACCGUCAGCGUCUCAGUCUUUGGUCCUCGCGAACCCCGACAACGGUCCAGCUCGAGCCAUGAUCGGGCGGUCAUAGCUGUCGAGGUCGGCGUAGCUCCCUGGGCAGGUACAGGAGCACAGCGACGGGCCAGAGGCGAUAAGCGAUUAGCAGAAGUCGGGGCAUCAAUACGGCAAACCUUUGAACCGGUCGUAAUGACCCAUCUCUACCCCCGUUCCGAGUUAUUCAUCAAUGUUCAAGUCGUGUCUGCCGAUGGAGGUAUUCUGCCCACCGCCAUCAACGCCACAACACUGGCACUAGUGGACGCCGGUAUCGCCAUGCUCGACUACAUCUCCUCCGUCUCGAUCGGUCUCCACCUCACCCAACCCCUCCUCGACCUCUCUGCUCCGGAAGAAAUGGACCUCCCAGUUCUCGUCGUCGCUUCUCUCCCAAAUUCAGGCAAGAUCACCCUGGCUCAGAUGGAAACACGGCUUCACGUCGACCGAUUCGAGGAGAUGCUGGUGCUCGGCGUGGAGGCGUGCAAGGUGCUCAAGACGGAAAUGGAGGAGUAUGUCAAGGAACGGACAGGGAAGGUCGUACAGCGGAUGAGUCUGGCCGUGGAGGGUGCAAAGGGAUUACAAGCGGGCUUUAUCGACGGUGGCAGAUGA